AUGCAACAGUGGAGAGUUAAGGAAGCUGAUUUUUCUGGUGAUGUGCAGAUUGGUGAUGAUGGUGGAAAGGAGAAUCCGUUAACAGAGGGGCAGGAAGCUGGGGCAGUAGAUGUGGUUCAGCGAUCUGAGGAAGUUCCUGGUAAUGGAGGGGAAAAGAGAUUGAAUGGGGAGAUGCAGAACACUGAGGAAGCUACUGAUAAUGGUGGAAUGGAGAAUCCGAUGAUAGUGGGGCAGGAAACUGGGGGAGUUGUAGAGGCAGAGAAUUCUUCUGUAGUGGAAGCUGAGGUGCAACAGGAAGAACAGAUUAUUGAAACUGACACUACAGUAAAGAAGAAACAAGGGGGUGAUGGUGAUGAGUCCACUCCCGAAGGUGAGACUAGUGCAAAUGAGAAGAGUGUUGCUGUUCAAGCACCUUCAUCAAAUGGGGGCUCUCUGAUAAACCGUUAA
Messenger RNA from Linum trigynum, 447 nucleotides. The record is from the annotation of a GenBank genome assembly. Lineage: Eukaryota; Viridiplantae; Streptophyta; Magnoliopsida; Malpighiales; Linaceae.